AUUGAGAAUGAGGCGCGGAAAAUUCAGCAAAAGUAUACGGAUGCCAUCUCCAAAUCUAUCAAGGAUUUGGACUUACGAUUCCUGCGCAAGAUGCAGUCGGUCUACUUUGAUUGCGGAAAAAAGUGCUGUGAUCACGAGGACUGGGACACUGAACAAGUACAGUCUUGUAUUGAGCGCUGCGAGAAACCUGUGGGCGCUGCCCAGAAUUUAGUGCAAAACGAGUUGAGCCAGUUACAGAAUCGUCUUCAAACCUGUAUUCGCGAGUGUUCUCAUCGUGCCUACGACAAAUUCAAGGGCGACGAACAGAUCACAGAUUCGCAGAGAAUGCUAGUGCAGAAGGAGAGCCUUGCGUGCAGUACCCAAUGUGUUGACGAACAGCUCUUGAGUGCAAUUCCAGCCACCAUGGGACGAAUUUCAACACAGCUAGAAAAACUCCGGAAGGAACAAUUCGAUAACUAG
Mesocestoides corti is the source of this 459-nucleotide messenger RNA. NCBI's taxonomy places the organism in Eukaryota, Metazoa, Platyhelminthes, Cestoda, Cyclophyllidea, Mesocestoididae. The record is from the annotation of a GenBank genome assembly.